Molecule: messenger RNA, 2079 nt
Organism: Malus domestica (apple)
Lineage: Eukaryota; Viridiplantae; Streptophyta; Magnoliopsida; Rosales; Rosaceae
Source: RefSeq, a predicted model, not a curated record
UCCUGUGUUGUGUCAAACCAAUUAAAGCGGAGGGAGCUAAAAGUGGACUAUUUUCAGAGGGUCCAAAGCCUUUACGUUGUCUGCAAGAAUCAAUAGUUUCCUGAAAAAGUGAAAGACCGACUGACUGCGACCUGACUUUCCUUCCUUCCCCCACUCACUGCAGUCUGUGUACGACCCUCAGUCACUCUCUGCAACUCACAAGGUCCUCAAAACAGGCAAAAGCAAGCUCACCCACCCACGCAUUCAUUCAUUCAUUCAUUCUAGAGAGAGAGAGAGAGAGAGAGAGAGAGAACGAUUGACUGAAAUUCUACAUCAACACAUUGAGUUGCAUGAUAUUAUCACCCCCUUCCAUGGAUUACGAAAGGAUCCAAAAACCUCAGGUGGGAGGUGGGGGAUUUUCACCAGGGAAGCUGAGGAGUAUGCUACUGGGAGUGGAGAAGAAGAGGAAGGAAAAGGAGGAUUCUGAAUCUGCAUUCACUCUCAGAUCUCAGCCUCCUGACUUUGAUGAUCAAGCUGGGGGUGGUGGUUCUGAUGACUGUAAAGAUGUAGAUGUUGUGAGUGUUCUUCCCAAAUGCUCGACUUCGAAUGCUGCUGACUCAUUAGGCCCGAAGAUGGGUAGUGACCGGCGAUUGAAGGAUAGCGCAUCAGUCAAUUCAAGAAUUAGGAACCAAGAAGACCCUUCAUUAGAUUAUGAUAGUGGGCAUGAUGCAAUGGGUGUGUCCUCAUCCAUGUUUGAGUUUCAGAAGGCAGAGCGUGCCCCACAAAGGGUGCCUCUUGUGCCGUUCUCCAAACCAGCACCGUCCAAAUGGGAUGAUGCUCAGAAAUGGAUAGCAAGCCCAACUUCGAACCGGCCAAAGAUGGGGCAGGCUCAAAUGCAGGGUGGGCAAGGAGUUGGAUCGCGAAAGGCUAGUAGCUUUGGUUAUGGGAGUAAACAAUUGAGCACAAAGGUUGUUGUUGAAGUUCCAGAUCAAAAAGUAGAUAUUUUUGAAGAACCAGAUACGAAGCGAAUUGACACAAAUCAAUCUAAGAUGGAAAGUGGAGGGCAGAAGUAUGUAAGUUGGGAGAAUGAUCCAUACCCCAUUGCCGAUUCAUAUGGCAAAUCAGUGCUCAUGGUUGAGAACUCUGUCGGAGAGUCAGCAAUCAAUCUUAGCCAGCAUGAUUCUUCUACAGCGUUUCAUGGAACAACCACAUUUAUUCCUCCUCCUUCAACCGCAAGAUCUGUCUCAAUGAGAGAUAUGGGUACAGAGAUGACACCUAUUGCUAGCCAGGAACCCUCCAGGACUGGAACUCCCGUGGGGGCAACAACACCGAUUCGCAGUCCUACUAAUUCAAGGCCAUCAACUCCUAGCAGAGCUGCACAAGCUUCACCUCCGAUCAACCAGAAUCCUAACAAGGAGUUGUCUGAGAAGGAGUUACAAAUGAAAACUAGGAGAGAGAUAAUGGUUCUUGGGACACAGUUGGGUAAGAUGAACAUCGCUGCUUGGGCUAGCAAAGAGGAGGAUAAGGGUGCAUCCACGUCACAGAAAACUGCACUGGAAGAACAACCAGGGAAAAGCAUUGUUGAGACACGUGCAGCAGCAUGGGAGGAAGCUGAGAAAGCCAAGUAUAUGGCUAGGUUCAAGCGUGAAGAGAUGAAAAUACAAGCUUGGGAAAAUCAUCAGAAGGCAAAAACAGAAGCUGAGAUGAGGAAAAUAGAGGUAGAGGUCGAAAGGAUAAGAGGACGCGCUCAUGGCAAGCUUAUGAAUAAGUUGGCAGCUGCAAGACAUAAGGCUCAAGAAAAGCGAGCAGCAGCGGAGGCCAGGAGAAACCGGCAAGCAGCGAAAACAGAACAUCAAGCAGAGUACAUUCGCAAAACCGGUCGCAUCCCGUCCUCGUUUUGGUGUUGGGGUUGGUGCUCUUGAUAUCGGAAUCACAAUCUGCAAAUGUAUGUCCAUGUUAAUGUAAAAACCUAAAAACUUUAUCUGGCUUAUCCUAUGAAUGCCGGAAAGUAAAGUACUCAAGUGUAAUUAUCGUCAACAUGGCGAAGGGUAAUGCUGUCACUUUGCUUAAAAUAUUUUGUUUGUUCUUUCCACCUAAAAA